Molecule: messenger RNA, 1120 nt
Organism: Ceratina calcarata
Lineage: Eukaryota; Metazoa; Arthropoda; Insecta; Hymenoptera; Apidae
Product: DnaJ domain-containing protein
Exons: 6
Cellular component (GO): cytoplasm
Source: RefSeq, a predicted model, not a curated record
GAGUCAGAGAUAACGUUCGUACGCUUGAUAACUCUGCGAGAAAUCGAGUCUGGCAUGUUUUCGAUCGGUGCACCGAUGCGUCGCGAGGCAUCGCACGUUCUGCGCUAAUUCGAUCGCUCGUCGUCGUCGUCGUACGAAACUUCUUAUCAAGCGUAGAACUAUGAACUCUCUAUGAGAUCUCGACUGGAUUUCGCUGGGAGAGCUACCGAAUAGAAUCUAGAAUCUGCUGACGACGUUACGACCGAGAUGGAAAUUUGACCAUGAGGGUGUCCCGAGGACGAUAGAAUAAAAGACGGAAUACUUUGGUGGUUGGAGGGUCGGUGAUCGGAAAGGGGUGGCGACGGAGCUCCGACGAGAGAGAGAGAGAGGGGGCAAUCCCUGAUCGACUCUCAUCACCGUUUCCCAGACUUCGCGGGAUUGCGCACACGCGUGGAAUUCCCCGGGAAUCGGGUCUUUCCGGGUCUCUCGCGUCCUCUCAUUUGCUUCAUUCGAGCGCGACACGGCAACAGGUGACAGUCGCGCGAUCGGCAGGAUCGUCUCGAAUCUACCAGAACGUUCAACGAUUCACGCGCGCUUCGAUAAUUGCGAAAACGAUCGCCGGUUCCACUCAUCGGUCUCGCCAAGGAGUAGAAGAGUAAAGUGAACGAGAAUGAGCAUCGAGGACGCUAUCAACUACAAGGCCAGCGAGGAGGAGGAUUACUAUGCUCUCCUGUCCUGCGACGAAUCUGCCACCGUGGAGCAGAUCACGGCCGAGUACAGAGUGCUCGCGCUUCAGUACCACCCGGACAAGAACGAAGGCGACAAGGAGGCAGAACGAAAAUUCCAGCAACUCAAGCACGCGAAAGAGGUCCUCUGCGACCCCGAGAAGAGGAAUAACUACGACAAAUGGAGACACAGUGGCAUCGCCAUCAGCUACAAGCAGUGGGUCGGCAUGAAGGAUCAGGUGCACCAGUCGAUGCACUGGAGCACGCCGAAGACGAAGGACCGGAUGCUGCCGGAGUCCGAGGGUGCGACCAGUUCCCCGGGGAAGGUGCAAGCACCCAACGCUCACAGGAGAGCCUCGGAGGGAGGCGCAAAUAUUUAUUACGGAGCGCGUCGCGACGUCGGAUGGAAUUCUGAA